This is a messenger RNA of Brettanomyces bruxellensis, 354 nucleotides long. RefSeq lists its product as uncharacterized. NCBI's taxonomy places the organism in Eukaryota, Fungi, Ascomycota, Pichiomycetes, Pichiales, Pichiaceae. The coding region runs from base 1 to 354 and encodes 117 amino acids. The transcript has a single exon. The record is from RefSeq and is a predicted model, not a curated record.
AUGACUCCGUUAUCGUUGAUACUCACAUUACUAUUUACCGUGUCAUACGUACAAGCUGAUAUAUUUCAAAAUCUGUUUGGCCAGCAAAUGAGACAACAGGAAGAGAAGUUUGACUAUCAAAAGAAGCAACUAAACUCAGAGUGCAGCAAGUAUCUCUGCCCGGAAAGUUUUGCUUGUGUUUCAAAGCCAAUCGACUGCCCAUGUCCAUUUCCAGAUUCUCAGCAGAAGUGUAUUCUUCCCGAUAGGCAAAAUUAUGUGUGCAUAGCCAAGACGGACAAAGCAGAUUUAAAGGGUUUCAAAGGUGAGAUACGAGAUUGCUCGUGGGUCAGAAAGGCAUACAAGGGAAAGGUGUGA